AUGGAUAGAAGAUUGUAUGAAGCUGCUUUAACAGGAAAUGUAGUGCAAUUACAGCAAUUGCUCCUUGAAGAUCAGCUUAUACUAAAUGCUGUUUCAUUAUCAUCUUCUGGGGAGAACCCUUUACAUGUUGCUUCCAUGGCAAGACACCUAAAUUUCGUUACAGAAAUGAUAAGGUUAAAGCCCGAGUUCGCGGAAGAACUGAACCAAUAUGGGCUCAGUCCGCUUCACAUUGCCUCUGCUAAUGGGGACUCAGAUAUGGUGAGGGAGCUGUUGAAGAUUGGCAGCCAUGUGUGCUGUCUCCAAGGAAGUGAAAGAAGGAUUCCUCUUCAUUAUGCGGCCAUGAAAGGAAGAUUGGAUGUUAUAAGAGAGUUGGUCUUAGCUUGUCCUGAAUCUGCAGGAGAGGGGACGGUUCAAGGUGAGACUGCGCUUCACCUUGCCCUGAAGAACAACCAGUUGGAGGGUUUUGGGGUCUUGGUGGAGAUGCUGAAGAAGGUCAAGAAGGACAGUUUCUUGAACAAGAAGGACGAACUAGGCAACACGAUCUUGCAUCUUGCAGCUUCCAGGAAGCAGCGUCAGGUGGCGGAGUUGUUGCUCACUGGAGAUGGUGUGAUAGAAGUAAACUCUAAGAACUGUCGUGGUCUCACUCCCCUUGAUGUUUUGCAAAUGUUCCCAAGUGAAGCCGGUGACCGAGAAAUCGCAGAUUUACUCCGAAAUGCAGGUGCUUCGAGAGGUCAAGACGUUGUUGUCUCUGAUCCAUCUCCCUCAUCAAACAAUAUUCAGCAAACUAUAUUAGAACAAUCCUCCCCUUCUAAUGUAGAAAGUUGGAUAGAGUAUUUCAAAUUCUCGAGAGGCCGUGAUUCUCCAAGUGAAGCUCGUAAUUCACUAUUAAUGAUAGCUAUACUAUUAGCAACAGCAACCUACCAGGCCGUGAUGAGCCCUCCAGGUGGUAAUUGGCAAGAUGAUGCACCACCCUAUCACAUAGCAGGUCAAUCCAUUUUUGCAACAAAAUAUAAGACAACAUUCUGGAUGUUCGUGUUCUUAAACUCCACAGGUUUCUAUAUGUCGCUGUACAUGAUCAAUACAUUGACCGUCAACUUCCCUAUGCAAUUGGAGUUGCAGUACUGCAUAGUAGCAAUAACUGGCAAUUAUUCUUAUGCAAUUGGAUUGAAUGCAAUUGCACCCUAUGGUGUUUUUGGAUACAUACUCAUUCUAGUAACAUCAUUCUUUUCUAUUGGUUUACAUCUUACGGUCAAGAAGGUGAAACAGAUACUAUCAUCUAGACGUGCAAGAACCAGCAGAAGAGACAUAUAA
Messenger RNA from Macadamia integrifolia, 1311 nucleotides. RefSeq names its product ankyrin repeat-containing protein BDA1-like. Gene Ontology annotation, molecular function: protein binding. The record is from RefSeq and is a predicted model, not a curated record. NCBI's taxonomy places the organism in Eukaryota, Viridiplantae, Streptophyta, Magnoliopsida, Proteales, Proteaceae. The transcript is spliced from 2 exons. The coding region runs from base 1 to 1311 and encodes 436 amino acids.